Molecule: messenger RNA, 1305 nt
Organism: Sungouiella intermedia
Lineage: Eukaryota; Fungi; Ascomycota; Pichiomycetes; Serinales; Metschnikowiaceae
Source: the annotation of a GenBank genome assembly
AUGGGAUUCACAGACAAGGUUCAAGAAAAGUUAACUGGAAAGCCAGUCCAUGACGCUGACAGAACUGGAGGAAGGACCACUGGCAAGGACAACGUGUCCGGGGAGGUCUACGAUCAGUACCAACAGGGCAACGUCAACAAGGCCAAUGCUGGCCAAUAUGCUGAUGAGUACGACAGAAAGGCUGGCCAGGCUGUUGGAAGAGAAAACUUGAGUGGAACCAACCAAGGUGUUGGAUCUAAGGUUUUGGGAGGUAGAGAGUCCCAGGGCACUGCUGGUGGUGCCUAUGGAACCACUGGUGCUGCUGGAACUGGUGCUGGUGCUGGUGCUUACGGUGCCCAGGGUACUACUGGAACUGGUAGAGAUGCUUAUGGUACACAAGGUGCCGGUGGAGACUACGCUACCACUGGAGCCACUGGUUCUCACGGUACCCACGGUACCCAUGGCACUCAUGGUUCUCAUGGUCUUACUGGGUCUUCGGACAGAGAUGCUUAUGGUGCUGACAAGCUUGGAUCUUCUGGUCAUGGAAGUUCUGGAACCCACGGCCACGGAACAGAGGCUGGCUUGGCUGCUGGCGGUGUAGGUGUUGGUUCGGCCGCUGGUGCUUAUGGAACCUCUAAGUCGGGCACUCAUGGCCACAACACUAACGACCAAUAUGGAAGCACUGGAACUGGCCAUUCUACUUCUGGUACUCACGGCACUCACGGUUCCCACGGUAUCACUGGCUCUUCUGACAGAGAUGCUUACGGUACUUCUGGUACUACUGGCACUCACGGUUCUCACGGUAUCACUGGCUCUUCUGACAGAGAUGCUUACGGUACUUCUGGCACUGCCGGUUCUGGCUCUCAUAUCCCAGGUACUCAAGGUGUUGCCGGAUCCCACGGUACCACUGGUGCUACUGGCUCUCAUGGAUCUCAUGCUCAUGGCACUGACUCCUACGGCAAUGCUGCCGGAACUGGCGCCGCUGGUGCUGCAGCUGGAGCUUUGGGUGCCAAUGCAUUGAACAAGGACCAUCACUCCUCUACUCAUGGUACUAGCGGCCAGACUGGCUACGGUGCUCAAGACACUUACGGUUCCAGCCAAGGUACCCACGGUACUCAUGGUACUCACGGCACUCACGGUACUCACGGUACUCACGGUUCUAGUCACACUUCGGGUGCUGGUAUUGGUUCCGGUUCAGGUGCUGGCUUCUCUACUGGAGACUCCUCUUUGGACAAGAAGAUUGCUCAGUUGGAGCCAAAGGUUCAACAGAAGGCCAAGGAUGCUUUCGAGAAGGGUUACAAGGACGCUGUAAGCCACACCAAGUAA